This is a messenger RNA of Alnus glutinosa, 1166 nucleotides long. RefSeq names its product probable aquaporin NIP5-1. Gene Ontology annotation, molecular function: channel activity. Gene Ontology annotation, biological process: transmembrane transport. The transcript has 4 exons. The record is from RefSeq and is a predicted model, not a curated record. Bases 99 to 803 code for a protein of 234 amino acids. NCBI's taxonomy places the organism in Eukaryota, Viridiplantae, Streptophyta, Magnoliopsida, Fagales, Betulaceae. Gene Ontology annotation, cellular component: membrane.
CAGUUGUAUAUAUCCAUUUGCUGCUUCUUCUUCUUCUUGCAGCUAGACUACAUUGUUUUGGAAACAUCCAGGAAACCAGGUGCUCAUCUGCUGCAUCAAUGCCUCGGUGCAAGUGCUUUCGCCAUCUUUCUUCACCUGAUUUUUCUCUCAUCCGAAAGCUUGGAGCGGAGUUUGUUGGAACCUUCAUACUGGUAUUCUCAGCAGCAGGAGGACCCAUUGUGAACCAAAAGUACGAUGGAGCAGAGUCACUGAUUGGGAACGCAGCUUGUGCAGGGCUGGCUGUGAUGGCCAUGGUUUUCUCUACCGGCCACAUCUCCGGAGCACACUUCAACCCUUCUGUCACCAUAGCUUUGGCGGCGGUGCGUCAAUUCCCGUGGAUCCAAGUACCGGGCUAUUUGAUAGCGCAGGUUUCUGCGUCCAUUUGUGCUGCCUUCACUCUCAAGGGAGUGUUCCAUCCAUUCAUGUCCGGUGGUGUUACUGUUCCGGCUGUAAGCAUUGGCCAAGCCUUUGCACUCGAGUUCAUUAUAACUUUCACUCUCUUAUUUGUCAUCACCGCUGUAGCAACUGAUAAAUGUGCGGUGGGAGACUUCGCAGGUAUAGCAAUUGGAGGUACUAUUAUGCUCAACGUUCUUCUGGCAGGGACAACCACUGGUGCAUCUAUGAAUCCCGUACGAACUAUUGGGCCAGCCAUCGCAGCAGGAACUUAUAAAGGAUUUUGGCUAUACAUGGUGGCACCUGUACUUGGGGGCUUGGCAGGUGCAGGUACCUACACCUUCGUGAAGCUCACUGGAGAUGGUAGCUAGAUAGCUAGGAGCUUUAAGCUAUCGCUAAUGAAGAUAAACAUUAGAUUUGUUGCAAUUACGAGUGAUUGAAAUUUGUUAUUGUAGAUGCUUAAUAUCAAAGUUCAGAUUCAACAACUUAAAAAAUUAGUGCCAGUGUGGUAUUAGAAGUAAAUGUUAGAGUCAAUUGGGUUGUAGCACUACGUACGGUGCAUUUAUUUGCGUGUAAGGGUGAAACUCUAAGUCGUGUAGAAGUUAUCUCCUAGCUGAGUGCGAGUUAUUUUCAAGUAAAUGUCAUUAAGGAGUUCUACUCCAAGUUUAAAUCUUGUAUUCUUUCUAUUUAAACUAUGUCAUUGAAUAAAUGAAGAAGCGAAAAUUACUCUCAAA